Molecule: messenger RNA, 345 nt
Organism: Suricata suricatta (meerkat)
Lineage: Eukaryota; Metazoa; Chordata; Mammalia; Carnivora; Herpestidae
Product: protein CEBPZOS-like
Exons: 1
Coding region: 101-343 (80 amino acids)
Source: RefSeq, a predicted model, not a curated record
CUUCGGUGGUCUUUAUCAACUAGGCCUUAUCAGUCGUUACAAACACCUUUCCUGAACCUGAGGGGACUUGGAAACUGUGGACAUAUAUAUUUCAAAAAGGAUGUCCCGCACUAUGGAACCGCUGGCAAAGAAGAUCUUUAAAGGAGUUUUAGUAGUUGAACUUGUGGGAGUUUUUGGAGCAUAUUUUUUGUUUAAUAAGAUGAACACAAGUCAAGAUUUCAGGCAAACAAUGAGCAAAAAAUUUCCCUUCAUCUUGGAAGUUUAUUACAAAUCCAUUGAGCAGUCUGGAAAGUAUGGACUUAGAGAGCAAGAUCAAGAAAAAUGGCUGAAUAGCAAAAAUUAAGA